This is a messenger RNA of Drosophila grimshawi, 1304 nucleotides long. RefSeq lists its product as uncharacterized. The record is from RefSeq and is a predicted model, not a curated record. The transcript has a single exon. NCBI's taxonomy places the organism in Eukaryota, Metazoa, Arthropoda, Insecta, Diptera, Drosophilidae. Bases 13 to 1260 code for a protein of 415 amino acids.
GUUGGAAUCAGAAUGGCAACGGCAUUAGAGUUGAGCAACACCGAGAUACGUGGCAUGUGCCAGAGUUAUCUGCAUCAGAAUGAUCUGACUGCCAACUUUGAAAUUAUCAGCUAUCAGUUGCAGCCGGUGUCAGAGGCGCCAGCCGGAUUUCUAGGCAGUCACUUCUAUCUGCAGGUUAUAUUGCGUCUACAGGAAACGGGAGAGUUGAAACAAUUGCGCUUAUUCUGCAAAUCGGCGCCGGUGGGGAAUGUAUCCCAUAUGGAAUAUGUCGAGGAUUUUUCCGUGUUUCAAAAGGAGAUUUCCGUCUAUCAGCAUGUGCUGCCGGACGUGCAGGCAGCCUGCACAGAGAUCGCACCCAAAUGCUACUAUGCGGAUAAGAAUCUGUUGGUCUUUGAGAAUCUCAUAGAUCAGGGUUAUCGCAUGGGCGCUGAUCGUGAUGGUCUUUUAAAUUAUGAGCAGCUGCACUGCUGUCUGAAGACGUUGGCCGCUAUGCACGCAGGAUCUAUUAUAAAAGAUCACAAAAAAAAACCGCAAAUCCCUUUGGAGGAGAACGCAUAUCCAUCGAAUGUGCCGCCCGAGAAUCUGCGUCUGGUCAACUUUAAUCAAGCCUGUGAGGUGCUCAAGGAGUUUAUAAAGAUGAUGCCCAAAUAUCAGAGCCAGCUGGAUUACAUAUUGGCCAACUUUACCCAACGCAUGUCAAGCAUCUUUGAGCUGGUCAAAACUUCGAAGACUCGACUGAAUGUACUUCUGCAUGGUGAUCUCUGGGCUAACAAUAUACUCUUCCAGUAUGGCAAGUAUGGCGAAAAUCCGCUCCAAUGUCGCUUCGUAGACUUCCAGUUGGCCAGGUAUGCCGCGCCUGUCAUAGAUCUGAUCACAGUGCUCACCAUACCCACAACAAGCCAAUUUCGGGAAGCUCAUCUCAGUGAAUUACUGGCGGAAUAUUAUCGCUUUAUGACCGAGUUUCUGAAACGUGCCGGCUUAAAUAUAUCUGAUUUCAUGACUGAGGCUGAAUACUAUGACUCAGUGGAAGAGUAUCGCAUUGUUGGGCUCAUAGAGAGCUGCCUUUUCUGUCAUCUCGUCAUCAUGCCAACUACAUGCACCCAGGAUCUAACAGGCACUGCUGAUGGCUUCAGCGAUUUCUUCAGUCGCAAACGCAUUGACAUCUGCCUGAAAGCCUUCAACACCGAUGAAAUAUACAGGAGUCGCAUGCAGGACAUGCUAGAGGACUUUAUCGAUCAUUUUAUAUUACAAUCAUCGUAAAUAAAAAAAUAUACUAAAAAUAAAACCAAAAAAUUUCAAGUCUA